AUGUUCAAGCUUCCAAAAGACGUAGUAUCCGACUCGGAAGAAGGGCUUAAACCAGAGAAUCCUAUUGUACUGGAGGGAGUUACGAUGGCCGAUUUCGAGGCAUUGCUACAGGUUCUCUAUGCCAGCCACUAUGCAAAAGACCGACCAGAGCCAAAACCUACGCUAAUCAUUCCUGCCUUUCGUCUUGCUAACAUGUGGCGUUUCGCAGAGCUUUGUGCUCAUCUUAUGCCAAUAGCGGAAACCAUGUUUAGCGAAGUUGACAAGAUCGUGUUUGCCAGAGAGUUUCAGCUGGAGGAAUGGAUUAUUCCAGCUCACAUUAAACUUUGCCAGCGUGACAGCCCGCUCAACAGCGAGGAAGCUACCAAAAUUGGCUUGAGUAGUGUCCUUUUUAUCAGUCGUAUCCGGGAGGAGAGACUCAAACUUUCCGGCCAGAUAAUGGCAGAUAAUAUAAUUCGGGAUAGGGCGGAAGACUGGAUAAAAGGGGGGUGUACGUUUACCGUGUAG
Messenger RNA from Rhizoctonia solani, 504 nucleotides. RefSeq lists its product as uncharacterized. NCBI's taxonomy places the organism in Eukaryota, Fungi, Basidiomycota, Agaricomycetes, Cantharellales, Ceratobasidiaceae. The transcript is spliced from 2 exons. The record is from RefSeq and is a predicted model, not a curated record. The coding region runs from base 1 to 504 and encodes 167 amino acids.